GCAGCGUCCCGUGAGCGAGCCUUUCAGUUGUCGCCAGGAGGGCGAGGGAUGAGGAGGGGUUGUCUUGGAGGUGGCUACCUGGCCUGAGGGAAGGGAAGGGGCAGAUGGCAGCAGGGACGUCUUCUUACUGCCGGGGCGGGCUGCAGCCCCUCAAGGCCACCGUCCCUUUUCAGCUGCAACACCGACGGAGCGGAGAUGGGGACCGGGCAGCUAGUGUUCCAUGUGCUGCUGGCCCCAUCGAGAAGGCCAGCCGAAGUAAACCUCCUCGAGUGCGGCGGACAUCUUCCCUGGACAAUGUCCUUGGAUCGUACCUCUUGGGUCAGUGGCCACGGGACGCUGAUGGAGCUGCCAUAGCACAUAUGAGUGACAAAUCUACCCAGACUCCUGUAUCCUGGCAUGACACAGGGAUGGGGAGAGCAACGGUCCAUAAGCGUUCUGCCUCAUGGAGUAGUGUAGAUCAUCGCAGAGAGAUUGCUAAACUGAAGCAGCAGCUCCAACGAACAAAGCUGGGUGCCUACCACAGCAGAGAGAAAGACCAGAGCUCCCCAGUUCAGGGGGAUCAUACUCUGCUUUCAUCGGCCAAGGCUUCACCACCAGCAUCCUUUCCAGUCUUCGCCACUGUAUCAGCCAGCUCCUGUUUGCACAACAGUUUUGAUGCUAUCAAUCAGGAAUUGGAAGAGGUGUUUGUCAAGGAGCAAGGAGAUGAGGAGCUUCUCAGAAUUCUGGAUGUCCCUGAUGGCCACAGAGCCCCAGUCCCACUCCAAGGAGCCACUAGAGACUCAUUGCUGCCACCAGUGGAGCAUAGCAGUAGCAGCUGCAGCAGCCUUUCUCUUUCUCCGUCCCCUUCAGCCACACACAGACGAUCCCCACAUACUCCUGCUCGCACAGCAGCUGAGGAGCACUCCCCUGGUGUGAUAGAGAAGCCAUUGCUGGAGACAAAGGCAAAAGAAAACAGCAGUACUUCACCAGUUCUUGCCUUCGCUCUCUCUCCUCGUCCAAAUCAUACCUAUGUCUUCAAGCGAGAACCUCCAGAGGGUUGUGAAAAAGUCCGUGCCUUUGAGGAAGUGGUGCCACCAAGCCCAGACCAGCCUUUCCAGCCCUCUUGUCCUGAUAAAAACAAAGUCCAUUUCAACCCAACUGGCUCUGCUUUUUGCCAAUUCAGCCUUGUGAAACCACUUAUUCCCAGUGUAGACUUCCUCUUCAGAGACUUCUCCACUUCUAGUCCUCUGCCAGCAGGUACAUUUUCUACAUGCCAGCCCACUUCCACAGUCCCGGUCCUUAGUUUGCAGAAAGACUCAAGAGGAGACAACUUCAAUGAAAAUCCUCCAUCACCUCCGCUGGGCUUGGAGUCAUGGAAGCGGCAUCAAGCCGAAGACACCGUCCUCUUCCACAGCUCUCUGGUUGCCUGAAAUUUAGGGGAAUAGGGCAGAGCCAAGGCAAAUCUGUGGUCCCUCUAUGACUGGUGGAGAAGAGUGCCUUGAAACCGGGAAAUUGAGCACCCCCAGGUUACAGGUGCUCUCAGUGACAGCCUUAGAAGUGUAGAUUGCCACUAUGUUCUCUUACAGCCACAGCCGGCUUUUCCUUGGACUCGCCAUUCUGAUAGCACUUCCUUUCCCAAUGAGUUUGUGUCAGUUGUCCUUCUGCUACUGCAGUGUCCAAAGAGCACCUACGCUUCUCUAAGGGGAUACAUGCACUAUUCGCCACCAGGCUUUGUCUUUCUCUGCUUGCUUGCUAAAGCAAGAAUUCACUUAUAGAUUUUUUUUUUAAAAAAAGAAAGAUCUUAAGAGUGUCUCUCAGGCUUCCCACAGGAUAGAAAAUAUGAAAGAGUUUACAUAUAGUCAGAGCUAGUGUACACUAGUUUGACAGAUGACUGCAGGGUAGGAGUAGAACAAGGCAAUCAGUUUCCAGGGGUACCAAGUCUGCAAUCUGUGUUUUAAGACCCUCUUUUUCUCUGCUGCCCUUACAGUCUGUGGGACUGUUGUCACUGGAACACAGUCACCGAGAUUUAGAUCCUAAGUGCUUGAAGCAUUUUCAGUUCUAAUGAUCAAGUUGUAAUAGAUAGUUGAACAAGCCGAAAUUCAACUACAGUGUGCCUUUUUGUGAGAGAUGUCUUUAGAUAGAUUCUCAUCUUUUGUAAGUGAGGAACAAGGAAUCAGCAGAGGACAUUAAUUGUUAACUGUCUUCUGCAAAGGGAGACUGAAUCCCAAAUUGGAAUGUCUAAGCUUUUCUACUAAAGCGCAACUAUUUAUGUAACUGGUAUACGUUGCCUUUUUUUAAUGAUUAUAAUUUGGCCAGUUCAGCUGUAUCUUACACUAUUACUAUUCUAACCAUUGAGUUUGGGGAAGCUGCUCAACUUUAACCCCACUUUUAACGCACAAAACACCCCAAAGAUCCCACUUUCACUUCAACAUAGAUCUUGUGCUUACACUUCCACUAACAUCUCAUGUUCACCCCCUCUACAACUGAAAGGCCUUAAAGCUGGUGUUGCCUUGAUUGCAAAAUGUAUUGGAAACAAAAGUGAUUUUUCUUGGUCUUGUUAAGCUUUUUAUUGUAUUGGAAAGUUUUCUUCAACCCAAGAUAGAAACUCUAUUUUCUUUGGAAAACAGUAUUUUUGCAGCUACUUUUUGAAGUUUCGUAAAUUUUAAUGUAAGUAUCACAAAGGCUUAUGGAAGAAUGUUAGCCUGAGGUUCGUUGCCUUUUCUUGAGUUGAGAUAUUUUUUUGGCAGAUCUUGGUGUUUAAACCAAUUAAAAAUAU
Anolis sagrei ordinatus is the source of this 2755-nucleotide messenger RNA. It is a transcript of the gene FAM117A, whose product is annotated as family with sequence similarity 117 member A. The record is from RefSeq and is a predicted model, not a curated record. Lineage: Eukaryota; Metazoa; Chordata; Lepidosauria; Squamata; Anolidae.